AAGUGUCGUGCAUGCAUUUUUGCAUCUUUCACUUUCUCUCUCUACAUCGCUCUUUCUCUCUCCAUUUCUCCAUAUAUUUAUAUUUCUCUCUGAGGCUUUGCAUGCACACGCUUCUUUCCAAAACUCGAUCGCCGAUUGGACUCGCCGGUGGCCGGCGGUGUUCGACGCCUUGCUGAUCCGAGGAUUUCUGCCCCGCCGCCAUUCUUCGAUCAAAUCUCGGGAGUUCGAGGACUCGGAAGAUGGCUUGAAAGUUUGUAGUGGCGUGUUCGUGCUCUGAUUUACAGACGGAGGGAGUGGUUCGGGAUAUAGCUGUGGGGUUAGCUUCGUUUCUACGGUUUUUCGUGCGUUAUUGAGUUUAUGAAUGGCAUCGAAAACUUGCGCGAACGUGUCGUGCCCCGGGGCGUCGUCGGGGUCGACGAUCGAGUGGAGAAAAGGUUGGGCUUUGCGAUCUGGUGAUUUCGCCAUUCUCUGCGAUAAGUGCGGGUCUGCUUUUGAGCAACUAGUUUUCUGUGACAUGUUUCACUCAAAGGACUCUGGUUGGAGGAAAUGUACUGCAUGUAGCAAGCGUCUCCAUUGUGGAUGCAUUGCUUCCAGGUCUCUGCUUGAGCUACUUGAUAGUGGUGGCGUAAAUUGUAUUAACUGCAUAAGAAGUUCAGGACCUCACCCUAUGACAGGUGAUGAAAAGGCUAAUGAAAGUGGUGCAAUGACAGUGGAUAAUGUGGGUGAAAUUUGUUGCACUUCUGUGGACAAUCAAUUAGAUGGUGGUAGUGUUGAGAAGAUGAAGCUUACACAGUUGGGGAAUGAUACAUCAGGUGAUGGACUGAAAAACUUUCUUCAAUCUGGAAAUGACAACAUAAAUGGGUCUCUUGGCCAAAUGAAACAGGAGGAAGUUUUGCCACCUCAGGGAGAAACUGGUAGUACAUGUUUGUCAAAUUUAAAUCAAGCAUCCAUCGGAUCUUCCAUACAUGCCAAACUAGAUAUUUGUAAAGCAAACAUGAUGGUCAAAGAUAUACAUGAGUCUCUGGUUCAGACAAAUUUGAGUAUCACCUUGGGUGCUCCUUCAGGAAAUCCAAAUGUGUUUCCUAGUGCAGUCGUUGAAGAAAGGGAACAACACAAAACAUCCACUCCCAUCCAACAGGGGCCUAGGUCUCGCCAUCUUUUGCCCAAGCCCCCAAGGUCAGCACUUUCUCCUGUUUUGGAAACAAAUACAGGUAUAGUUCCACAAAUACGUGUUGCAAGGCCACCUGCAGAGGGACGGGGUCGGAAUCAGUUGCUUCCUCGUUAUUGGCCGAGGAUCACAGACCAGGAAUUGCAGCAAAUAUCUGGAGACUCAAAUUCCACCAUCGUACCAUUAUUUGAAAAGAUGCUAAGUGCCAGUGAUGCUGGUCGUAUUGGUCGUUUAGUGCUCCCAAAAGCAUGUGCUGAAGCAUAUUUUCCUCCUAUCUCUCAACCAGAGGGCCUUCCUUUAAGGAUUCAGGAUGUGAAGGGGAAAGAAUGGGUGUUCCAAUUCAGGUUUUGGCCCAAUAAUAACAGCAGGAUGUAUGUUUUAGAGGGUGUGACCCCAUGCAUACAGUCAAUGCAGUUACAAGCUGGAGAUACUGUAACAUUCAGCCGUAUGGAUCCAGAAGGAAAACUUGUUAUGGGGUUCCGGAAAGCAUCUAACUCCGUUUCCAUGCAGGACACCCAACUAUCUGCCAUUCCUAAUGGCGCUCAUUCAAGUGAAACUUUCUUUUCGGGUGUUAUUGAGAACCAACCUAUAAUAAGUGGUUACUCUGGCAUUCUUCAGUCGCUGAAGGGAAGCACAGAUCCCCAUCUAAAUGCAUUGUCAAAACAUUUGAAUUCAGCUAGUGGGGAUAUUGGCUGGCAUAAAACAGAGAAGCAUGGAGGCAAGACAAGAGAGGGCUUGCUGCUUCCAUCAAUGCUGGUACCAGAGAAGAAGAGAACUCGAACAAUUGGGUCCAAAAGUAAGAGAUUGCUAAUCGAUGGCCAAGAUGCUCUGGAGCUGAGGCUUACAUGGGAAGAGGCACAGUCUUUGCUCCGCCCACCCCCAAGUAUCAAGCCAGUCAUUGACGUGAUUGAGGACUACGAAUUUGAGGCAUACACUGAACCCCCUGUUUUUGGAAAGAGGAGUAUUUUCACAACCCUCCCAUCUGGGGGAGAGGAGCAAUGGGUUCAGUGUGAUAGUUGCUCUAAAUGGCGAAAGGUGCCCCAUGAUUAUCUUGUUCCAUGUCAGUGGACGUGUGCUGAAAAUUUGUGGGAUCAAAGCAGGUGUUCAUGUUCUGCCCCAGAUGAGUUGAGCCCUAGGGAACUCGAACAUAUUCUCAGACAAUAUAAGGAUUUCAGAAAACGUCGAAUUGCAGCAGUUCAUAGGCCUGCACAGGAGCAUGAACCUUCCGGCCUAGAUGCUCUGGCCAAUGCUGCAGCCCUUGGAGAUGACAUGAGCGACCCAGCCGCUACAUCAGUAGCAACCACUACCAAACACCCGAGGCAUCGCCCAGGCUGCUCAUGCAUUGUGUGUAUCCAGCCCCCCAGUGGGAAGGGCAAGCACAAGCCCACCUGCACAUGCAAUGUAUGUAUGACAGUUAAACGUCGUUUUAAAACACUAAUGAUGCGGAAAAAAAAGCGCCAAUCAGAGCGUGAAGCAGAGAUUGCCCAGAUAAAUCACAACAUCUGGGGCCCUAAGGAUGAAGCAGAAGUGGACAGCACCUCAAGACUUGCCACUCCAAAUCCUGACCCUUCGGAGAGUGAAGCUGGGUUGGCAAACGAGUCAGAAUCUAGGAGCCAAAGCAACAAUCUGUCCAACAAGUUGAGUGAAACUGGCAAGGGAAAAAUAGACUUGAAUUGCCAUCCUGACCGUGAGGAGGACUUGCAAGUGGGAUCAAACCGAGUGAGCAUGAUGAGUCUUCUACAAGUGGCAAGUCUUCCUUUGGAAACAUAUCUGAAGCAGAAUGGUCUCAAAAGCUUGGCCGAGCAACAAGGCAGCUCAGGAUCACAUGUGCCACCACCACAAGCUACUGGAGAGAGUGAAGGACCACUAAAUGAGGAUCAUUGUAUUACUGCUCCUGCAGUUUCAGAGCGAGAGAAUGGGGGAGAUGAGGAGCACUCUGGACAAGAUCAAAGCAAAAAUGAUGCUUAAUUCGUGAGCUCCUCUUCCCUUUCUACCUUUUUCACUCUCCUGGUAAGAACAACACCUUUCUCUAUAAAUUACAUACUUAUCUCUCCGUUUUUCUCUUGUGGCCUGGUAUUGCUUGUACCAAUGGUUGGAGAGGGUGCUUGAGGUUUUUAUUUGUCAUAUAAUAUGCGUCAUAGAAAAAGAGGAUGUAUGCAUGGAUUUUAGACUCUUAACAUGCCAGAAAUCAUCAUUUGUAACAAAGAAAUUGGAUUUGCUUUUCAUAAUCUUUAGGCCAACAGUUUAUUCUCUUUUCUAA
Molecule: messenger RNA, 3428 nt
Organism: Vitis riparia (riverbank grape)
Lineage: Eukaryota; Viridiplantae; Streptophyta; Magnoliopsida; Vitales; Vitaceae
Product: B3 domain-containing transcription repressor VAL2-like
Exons: 13
Coding region: 362-3136 (924 amino acids)
Molecular function (GO): zinc ion binding; DNA binding
Source: RefSeq, a predicted model, not a curated record